AUAUGUCCAUAAUAAUAGAAAAAAGUUAGGUUCAUGUAUGAGCUAUUUCAGUUUAUUUACCAUUAUAAUAUUUCUUAAUAUUUUUCAUUUAGCUUUAAAUUAGUUUUUGAUUAAGGUAUGUACUUUUUACAUCGUAUUAUUUUAAAAUUAUAUUUUGCUUUUAUCUCACUUUCAGAUUGAGCACUUCGCUAGUUAUUGUAUUUUAUUUAUUUUUACCGUGUAAAAAAAAUAGGGUUAAAAGAUGUUUUAGUCAACAUUAACAGGACCGAUCCGUCCGCUACAGCCUUUACGUUGCUAAAAGCAAUUUCCCUGUGAAAAGCUUUAUCACCGCUGGAGGGAGGCAUUAGGCUUAUCUCUGAAAAUGCCCUUUUGAACGCCUGUCGUCCUCCUCUCCGGGAGCGCGCGCAGCCGAACGGGCCAAUCAGGAGCGCCCAGCUGGAGUGACGCCACUUCCGUGACAAUAGGGUCAGCGUGACUGAUUUAUCAACAAUAACAAGAGCUUCGCGGAACAGUUUGGCGAUCAAAGUGCGAGACUUCAAAUGACACGAUGCGCGUAAACUGACGGUUAGGAGUCGGUUCGGAUUACAGCGUCCUGUCCCGCGUCUCACUGAGGAGCUGCUCAUUCAGUAGCACUGUUAUCUCGGAGAAGUGAGACGCUGAGCAGAGCCCGGUCUCUUUGCUGAUUUGCGGCCACAUUUUUUCGUUUGAGCCCUGACACUCGAAAGGACAGAUAACGUUUGUCGUAAAAGUAAAACCUUAUUUUAUGGCACAGUUGUGACUUUGCACCUGUGAGGACAAAUUGCACAGCAGUUGCAUAAGGUGCACGGUGUUGGCCGGUGCAAUGGAAGCUUCUGAGACAGAAGGCCGCACCUUUAUGCAGGCGAUCAGUGAGAAGUACAGCCCAGAAAACUUCCCUUGCCGUCGGGGUCCAGGUAUGGGUGUCGUGGUUGUGCCAUCUGGACAUCAGGGAUCGCCUAUGAAAGACCGUCUGAACCUGCCCAGUGUUCUGGUUUUGAACGGCUGUGGAAUCAGUCAUGCAGGAGAAGAGGGAGAAAUCGCUGCCUUCUGUGCUCAUGUAGUUGAACUUGAUCUGUCCCAUAACAAGCUCCAAGACUGGCAUGAGAUUAGUAAGAUUGUUUCUAACAUCCCGAACCUGGAGUUCCUCAACCUCAGCUCUAAUCAGCUGAGUGACGCAGCCCUGGAGCCGGACUGUGCGAAGGCCUUUUCUAGCAUCCGCCGCCUCGUUCUUAACAAUACCCAGGUGUCCUGGGAUGCAGUGCACACAUUCACACAAGAGAUGCCUGAACUAGAGGAGCUGUUCCUGUGCCUUAAUGAGUACACCACUGUGACACCGGCCGCCAUGCCCUGCCCCACACUGCGUCUGCUUCACAUCACAGAUAACAGCCUCCAUGAGUGGAGUGAAGUACGAAAAUUCGGCUCCAUGUUCCCUGCGCUGGACACUCUGGUCAUGGCCAACAACAACCUGAGCUCCAUUCAAGACUCGGGCGAAAUCCUUCAGCGGCUCUUCCCUAACCUCCGAAGCAUCAAUCUGCACAACUCAGGACUUAAUCGAUGGGAGGACAUUGAGAAGCUAAACUUUCUGCCCAAACUGGAAGAAGUGAGGUUGCAAGGCAUUCCUCUACUGCAGGCUUACACAAGCACAGAGCGCCGUAGUCUAAUGAUAGCCCAACUGCCAUCAGUGACCGGUCUGAAUGGGAGUGUGGUGACGGAUGGCGAGAGAGAAGAUGCUGAGAGAUUUUUCAUCCGUUAUCACUUGGAUCAUUCAGAGGAAGAGCUGCCCCACAGUAUUUGCAUUUCGCUUUGGAGAUAUCACUGCUUGGUGACCAAAUAUGGGAAACUGGCUCCUCUGGCUGAGAUCGACCUGAGACCGCGUUGCCACGCCAAAGUGGAGGUACGCUAUGAAGACAAAGUGGAGCAGGUGAGCAUCCGCUUGGACCAGACCGUCGCAGAGCUGAAGAAGCAGCUGAGGACUGUUGUGCAGCUCCCCACCAGCAACAUGCGCCUUUACUACAUCGACAAGGGUUCUGCCUUUGGCCCCGAUGAGCUGAAAUACAGCGCCAGGGCCUUGCACUCUUACAGCAUUCAAGAUGGGGAUGAGAUCCUGGUAGUUCCCAAAACAAAAUAACCAUCUUUCCACCAGGAUCACUAAAAAGCUAUAUUUAAAUAACCAAAUCCACUUUGAACUAGCUCCACAGAGUGAAUGGGACUGUCUUUCAGGGAAAAACUUCUAGGAUUUGCUGGGGCUUUAGUUCGGCACAUGAUGUGCCACUUCGCUACACGGUCAUAAGAAACACCAUGACUCGUGCGCACCUUUGGUUUUGUUGCCGUUAUUAAAGGUUUCCUUUUGUCCUCAGACUUCACGAGCACCCCUGUAUUUUCAAACGCCUGUUUCUUCAAAAAUAAAGCACAGAGGAAGGCUCUGGCAGCCCGGGAUGUGCUUUUUUCAGAUUUGAAGACAAUCACCCAUAGCUGAAAGAAAAUGUUGCACUGCACUGAUGUCUUAAAGAAGAAAUCUUGGAUAUCCAUUGCCUGCUGAUGUGUGUCGUAUGCUGUCAGCAAAAGACUCUCAGGCCUUAUAUAUUGUAUGGGCAGUGCUAGAUUCACACAAGGAAAGAUUUGCAAAACAUCUUAUUUACAAAUGUUUUUAAAUGUCCAGUUUAGUUUUUUAAUCUGAUUAAAGAAUCCAGAAGGGACGUGCGGUGUCACAUAAAUUCGCUAUUUAAUGUGUUUUUUUGUUGUUGAUGUUGUUUUUUUAAAUCCUUUUUUGAAUAUUUUUAUUAGUGCUUUCUCCGCCACUUUGGAAGGGGGUGCUCAAACUUGUACCUCCAAUACAAAGCAUAUGCUGAGAAAAGUGCUCAUCUUCAUUUCACCUGUAUCCAUGUUAUUGAAUGAGUUUAUAUUUUACAUGCAGAAUAAUAAGAUCUUUUAAGUGACAAAACAUCAGUCCACCAAAGAAGUAUUACAUAUGAUGAUUAUUCACAGUAUUUAUUAUUGAUUUACUGAUUGGUGUUAUUUGUUAAAAAUUAAACAAAACAAAUCAGUAGCAAACCAGUCAAUGUGUACGACUCUACGUUCAGCGGAACAUCAGUGGGAAAUUGGUCUUCUUAAGUUAAAGAAUACCCAAAAAGGAGAAUUUGAUUAAAAUGUACUCACCCUCAGGCCAUCCGAGAUAUAGAUGAGCUUCUUCAUUGGAACAGAUUUAGCAUUACAUAAAUCACAGACGGAUCCUCUGCAGUGAAUGGGUGCCGUCAGAAUGAGAGUCUGAACAGCUGAUAAAAACAUUGCAAUAAUCCAGAUGACUUCAGUCCAUUAAUGAAUGAAAAGCUGCAUGUUUCUAAGAAACAAAUUUAAGGCAAAAUUACUUUCUCCAGUGGAAAAAGCCCUCUCUUUUGUAUGCGCAUAUGCAGAGAUAUGCGCAUAUUUCUUUCCUGAUUCAGGUAAAAUGAGUUAUCCUUGGAUUUAAAUGUGAGAGGACAACAGGGGAUGGAUGACUUGAGCUAUGUGGAUUAUGUCAAUUUGCGUGAUGUUUUUAUCAACGCUCAUUCUGACGGCACCCAUUCACUGCAGAGGAUCCAUCGGUGAGCAAGUGAUAUAAUGUUACGUUUCUCCAAAACCGUUAGUUUAUAAUUUACUUACGUUGAACCAAACCUGUAUGACUUUUUAUUUUUUUCUAGGGGGCAUAAAAAAAAUGCUUUUUCAGAGUAUUUUUUUUCCAUGCCAAAAAUGGAAGUCAGUGGUAACAAAAACUGUUCUUGUAUCCUUCAGAACACCUUUUGUGUCCCACAGAAGAAAGAAAAACAUACAGAUUUGGAAUGUAAGUAAAUGAUGACAACGUUUUCAUUUCUAGGGGUUUUUUUUACGCAUCCGGUUUGUCUGAAAUGUGUGUUGUAAUGCGCAAUGCAAGACUGUUUCCGUGCAGUGCAGAAAGUGGCAAGUUCAUUGUACAGAAGCUACAGGAUAAAACCAGCAAUUUAUUUAUUUAUACCUGGUGCAUCAAUCAAAUCAGUGCAUGAACCUCAUUUGCUUGUCAUACUUGAUUCGAAAAGAAAAAACGAAACAUGUUUAGCGACUGAAACCUGAAAACCUAGUUUGCUGUAUUUUUAUUUUUUUAUUUCGUGUAUGAUAGCAUGACUUGAAGGAUGGACUGAAUGGAAAAGCGCAUCGCUGUCAGUGUGCCACGUUACGCUGACGCUCGCAAAUGCUUAGGUUAGUAGUAGAUUAGCUCUUCUCUUAUGUACUGAUAUAUAAAAGUGUAUCAAAAGACUUGAAAAUGGUAGAAGCGUUUCUCAUUAAACAUUUCAGGGUUUUUCGUUAGUAAGACGUGAAUUAAAUUGUAAUUCUGAAUUUGGAAUCUUAAUGAAAUGAAACGAGUAGAUAGAGAUUUAAUAGUGACUUAUAUGAGUAUAACUUAAACUGAAGUGGAACUUAAAACGUUAAAAUCAGCUCACAUAGCAUAUUUAAAGGUUGCUGUUUGGUCGGAGAAAGAAAGCUGUUAAAGAUUACGUAUGAAGGUUUUAGCAUCCUCUAUGCCUUUAACCCUCUUUCUGCCUUUAUCUGCGACCCCUAAUCAAACAUUAAAGCAGAAUGAAGUCUUUUUUUUUUUUUUUCUUCAGAGAUUUCCCUUUUAGAGUAUCAAUAUUUGAUGUUCUGUGCCCACACAGGACAUGCUAUUGAUAUUAGGGUUUCGCUUUUACAUAAUUAUUUUAUGUUUUUUCUAUAUGUAUGCAUUAUUAAUAUUCCAGUUUUACGACCUUGAAGGUAAUGCCACUUAAACUGUGACCGGCGCAUAUGAAGUGUGAAGAUAUACCGCUAUGUUUACCAUGUGAGAUUUAUUUCGCACACAUUUUUCAAUCAUUGUGACUUAUAUCCAAACUGUGCUUUUUGUAUUUGUUUUGCCGUUUUUUUUUUUUUUUUUUUUUUUUUUGAAGGAUGUUAUGUGUUGGAUUGUUUCUCAGAUUGCAUUAUCUGUUGUGCAUUUGCAGUUCUUAAUCUUCGGUUAAAGUUAAUUUGUAAAGGGUGUGUGAAAGGCUAUUGAGCGUCAAAGGGAUGAGAAUUCCAGAGAGUCAUUUAUCUAAUGGAUGCAUUAGGCCUGUUAUUGUAAUGAACACUUACAUACUUCAAGUUCAGUUGCACACAGUCACACCGUUAAACGUGUUACAAUUUUAAAAUCAGAUUUGACUGUUUUAUACCAUUGGUUUGCCAGCAUAUGUGCACAAUAUUGUAUCUAUGUUUGAAAGUUGAAUGGAGUGGGUCAAAGGCUAAGGAAAAAUAAACUUGUCUUUUAAUGACUGUCAA
This is a messenger RNA of Puntigrus tetrazona (Sumatra barb), 5316 nucleotides long. It is a transcript of the gene tbcela, whose product is annotated as tubulin folding cofactor E-like a. Lineage: Eukaryota; Metazoa; Chordata; Actinopteri; Cypriniformes; Cyprinidae. Gene Ontology annotation, biological process: protein folding. The record is from RefSeq and is a predicted model, not a curated record. Bases 842 to 2146 code for a protein of 434 amino acids. Gene Ontology annotation, molecular function: alpha-tubulin binding. The transcript has 9 exons.